AUGCUGCGCCUGCGCUGCACCUUGGGAGCCUCCUUUCUGACGCUCCAGCGCGAGGCCCUCGUGCGCCGCCACGGCCGCUGCUCGAUGCGGCCAGUGGGGUACGCCCUCCUCGUCCCCAACCGCGUGCUCCACCAGGCGGCGCCGCUCCUCUCCGCGUUGGCGACGCAGCGGCGGUGGGUGCGUGUCCGCGGGGAUCGCGGCAGCGGCGAGAGUGGCGGCGGCGCCGAGGACGCGGGGAACGCAAAGGCCGCGGGUGGCGGGGGCGAGCAGGCGGAGCAGAAGGCCACGGGGUUUCGGGCCCAUCUGCAGGGGCUAAGGGAGGACUACGUGCGCUUCCCCGACAUCUACAAUAGUGCCAACGCCCUCAACUUCAUCCUCUUCACAGUCUUCUGUCUUUGUAGCACCGGCAGCAACGUGGAGGAAAAGUGGUGGCUGGAUAACUGGGGCAUUGACGCAGGCUUCGCGCCGCUUGCGUGGGGGCUGCACUCGCUUCUAAUGAACAACUUCCUCUCCAUGACGUUCGCCAUGAUGCUUCUGCACACCAUGUGUCACAGCGUGCUGCCAACGCUAGGCUCACGCGGUCUCAUGAUAUACUGCGCCGCAACGGCCGUGGCCUCUGGGUUUCUCAUGUGGACGUACAACUACCUGACGAACAACACGACGGAGAAGCAAUUCGGCCCGUGGGACAUUGUGGCGGCGUUGUUUGUGAUGCAGUACCUGCACCAAGGAUUCUCGCCGGUGUGCAUUCUCAACAGCUUCAACGGCUGGGUGCGCUACGCCUGCUGGGUGGGGGCCGUCUGCAUUUUGUACUUUGACUGGCAGCCGACGGCGGCGGGCACGCUGGUCGGCCUGGCACUCUGCAAAGGGCACCCCAAGUUUCGCGUGACCGGCCCUGUUAGCUGA
Molecule: messenger RNA, 903 nt
Organism: Trypanosoma conorhini
Lineage: Eukaryota; Euglenozoa; Kinetoplastea; Trypanosomatida; Trypanosomatidae
Exons: 1
Coding region: 1-903 (300 amino acids)
Source: RefSeq, a predicted model, not a curated record